AAAUUUCCAAAAGUGUCCACAAUUUUGUCCACCACUGUAUAUUAAAGAACCUUGACCGUAACUAUUCAAUACCCUGUUGGCGCUAAAUUCGUGACGGAAAUACAUAAUGAAGCUUGUUAAACGAGGCAUCACAAGGAAGUGUGAGAGUGCAGCACAUGCUGAGCAAAAAGACAGAGCCACCACAGCAAAAAAAGAGGUCUGCCCGAACCAGUCCACCAGAAGCAGAAAACCAGAGAAUGAGCACUCAGCACCAACUGCAAGCUCAUCUCCUCCUCCCCAACACGGCAACGAAAAAAAAAGGGUGAGGUUGUACAAAAGAGUAAGCUUCUACAGAUCUCCUGCUCCAUCUCUUUGCGUACCCGAACAUCACACACUUACCAGGGUAAUGGCCGAGUCCCAGGGCCCAGUGACCAAUGUACAAGUAAGACGUCAGGGCCCUAGGACCAGGAUGUCAUUUCAGGCAGAAGAAACUUCUGUCCAAGAAGAUACUUUGUAUGCGGAGCAAAAAGAGAGAGCAACCAGAGCAAAAAAAGAGGUCCACCCGAACCAGUCCACCAGAAGCAGAAAACCAAAGAAUGAGCACUCAGCAUCAAGCGCGAGCUCAUCUCCUCCUCCUCCCCUCCUC
This is a messenger RNA of Stegodyphus dumicola, 625 nucleotides long. RefSeq lists its product as uncharacterized. The record is from RefSeq and is a predicted model, not a curated record. Lineage: Eukaryota; Metazoa; Arthropoda; Arachnida; Araneae; Eresidae.